CCACAAUUGUGAAUAUAGAAUUUAAAGAUGUAAUUGUUCCAUCUGCAGUUGUGAAAAUGGAAUGUGCUGAUAUAACUGAUGCAUUUACAGUUGUGAAGACAGAGCCUGUUGAUGUAAUUGAUGCAUCCACAGUUGUCAAAACAGAGCCUGUUGAUAUAAUUGAGGUAUCCACAGUUGUGAAGACAGAGCCUGUUGAUGUAACUGAUGCAUCCACAGUUAUGAAAAUAGAAUUUGAUGAUGUAACUGUACCAUCCAUGGUUGUGAAAAUGGAGCCUGUUGAUGUGAAUGUGGCAUCCACAGUUGUCAAGACAGAGCCUGUUGAUGUAACUAAUGCAUCUACAGUUGUGAAAACUGAAUGUGUUGAUGAAGUUGAUCCAUCCAGACUUGUGAAGUCAGAAUGUGUUGAUGUAACUGAUACAUCUAUAGUGAAGCCAAAAUUUUCUGGCAAUGUGAAUGAUAACCUUCAGGAACUGUAUAAGGAUCACGAGAUAAAGAAUGAGAUGGUUAUAGGACCUACUGCUGUACAGAAAGAGAUAGACUGUAUCUCAUAUAAAGAUGACAAAUCUAUGUCUCAAUUAAAAAAGAAGCUUAACAAUGUAGAUAAACAGCAUGGUUGUGAUGUUUGCAAGAAAAAUUUCAAUACAAAGUAUCUGUUAAGACGACAUAUGAUCACACAUAGCGAAGAUAUGCCAUACAGCUGUGGUGUAUGCAGUAAAGGUUUUAGAGGGAAGGAAGCGAUGCUCCGACACACAUUUUCACAUACCGGUGAAUAUCCGUAUAAAUGUGACGAAUGUAAAAAAUGCUACCACUCAAAAUAUAUGCUGAAACGUCAUGUCCGUACACACACUGUUGAAACCCCUUACUCAUGUGACGUGUGUAAAAAACGUUUCAAACUAAAACAAGGUUUAAAACAACAUGUGUACAGACAUACCAAUGAAGACAAAUACACUUGCGACGUGUGUAAAAAACAUUAUAGAACGAAGUCGGCUCUAAAGAAACACACUUUCAUUCAUAGCGGCAAAAAACCGUACACCUGUGAUGUGUGUAAAAAAUGUUUUUUAACACACCACUCCUUGAAACGACAUGUACUCAUACAUUCGGAUAAACCGCACAUUUGCGAGGAGUGUAAAAAAUGUUUUAGUGAAAUUUACUAUUUGAAGAGACAUAUGGUUAAUCAUAAUAUUAGGAGACUGAAAAAAAACUCUGGUUCUUAAGUAAGAGGUUUUAUUUAAACUUGCAAAGUUAUGAGCACUGGCUCUAUUGGGGUUCCCAUCCAUACCAUGAUAUAAUAUAUCAUUGAUUCUAUAGA
Messenger RNA from Achroia grisella, 1309 nucleotides. RefSeq names its product gastrula zinc finger protein xLCGF3.1-like. The transcript has a single exon. NCBI's taxonomy places the organism in Eukaryota, Metazoa, Arthropoda, Insecta, Lepidoptera, Pyralidae. The record is from RefSeq and is a predicted model, not a curated record. Gene Ontology annotation, biological process: regulation of transcription by RNA polymerase II. Bases 57 to 1214 code for a protein of 385 amino acids. Gene Ontology annotation, molecular function: RNA polymerase II cis-regulatory region sequence-specific DNA binding; DNA-binding transcription factor activity.